CGGCCGCGCAGGGCGCCGCGCGCAGUCCAGCCGGCCCUGCCCUGCCCUGCCCUGCGCUGCCCGGCCCCGCACGGGCGGCGCGAUGUGAGGCGCCCAAGCCUGGAGCCUCCGCCUGACACCAGCUCCACGCAGCCUGGCGCCGGCACGCGCGAGGCCCGGCCGCGGACGGAGGUGGUGGCGGAGUUCCCGCUGCCCACAAGUCUGGCCUGACCUUCUGGGGCGGGGGCCUGGGGGCAGGGGCCCUGGGCCGGAGGACCUGGGGCCGCCUAACGACUCGGAGCUCCCCGCCGGGGGACACCGGCGCUCGGCCCGGGUCUCAGAAAGUGGAUUUGACUGACUGAGGACGCGACGGGCACUCAGCUUCUCUGCAUCUCUGUCGCCCAGCGGAGGGGCUGGCACAUACCCUUCUGCAGAGGCCGGGCUGGAGGAGAAGAUGGCGGCCAAGCAGCCCCCGCCUCUGAUGAAGAAGCACAGCCAGACGGACCUCGUGAGCCGCCUGAAGACCCGCAAGAUCCUCGGCGUGGGCGGGGAGGACGACGACGGGGAGGUGCAUCGCUCCAAGAUCAGCCAGGUCUUGGGCAAUGAAAUCAAGUUUACUGUUCGGGAGCCUUUGGGGCUCAGGGUCUGGCAGUUCGUCUCUGCUGUGCUCUUCUCUGGCAUUGCCAUCAUGGCGCUUGCCUUCCCUGACCAGCUCUAUGAUGCGGUCUUUGAUGGAGCCCAGGUGACCAGCAAGACCCCCAUCCGCCUCUACGGCGGUGCCCUCCUCAGCAUCUCCCUGAUCAUGUGGAACGCUCUCUACACGGCUGAGAAGGUCAUCAUUCGAUGGACCCUGCUCACUGAAGCCUGCUACUUCGGGGUCCAGUUCUUGGUGGUCACUGCCACGCUGGCUGAGACGGGCCUCAUGUCCCUGGGGAUCCUGCUGCUCCUGGUCAGCCGCCUCCUUUUUGUCGCCAUCAGCAUUUACUACUAUUACCAAGUCGGCCGAAGACCCAAGAAGGCCUAGCUGCCCGCUGGGCCUGGGGCCCUGCCCAUGCCCAGGGCAGAGUGGCGCUGGGGCCUCGGCUUCCCUCUGGCUCCUGGCAGACAGGAGGGUCCCCUGCCCUGCCCCAGCCCUGCCCCAGGGAGGCAGGGGGUGGGGGGCCCUCCUUUCCUCCUGGCACCCCGUGUGCUGUGACCUCCUCGGCUUUCAGGCUUGACAUGCUGGUGUGGGGAGAGACAGGGCCUCUGCUGCCCGGUUCCUCACCCUCACAGUGAUACCUGCUUUCCUUGGGUCUCUCGGCCUCCAGACCCCCUCAACAGACACUGACGAAAG
Messenger RNA from Cercocebus atys (sooty mangabey), 1312 nucleotides. RefSeq names its product tumor protein p53 inducible protein 11 (gene TP53I11). The record is from RefSeq and is a predicted model, not a curated record. The transcript is spliced from 9 exons. NCBI's taxonomy places the organism in Eukaryota, Metazoa, Chordata, Mammalia, Primates, Cercopithecidae. Bases 434 to 1003 code for a protein of 189 amino acids.